CUCACUCAUUGUUUCUCCACAACAAAAAGCAUCUAAUUUGGCCAACCGCAAUCUGUAAGGAAGACCAAGAUCGAUCGAAUCAAAGCUAAACCACACAUAACCAUGAUGCGAGCAUUAAUCUUCUUUGUUCUAGUCCAAUCUAGUUUGGCACUCAAGAUUCUGUUGACGAACGAGGCCGGGAUUGAAGACGAAGGGUUGACGAUUCUUCGCGACGCCUUGUUGGAGAGAGGCCACCAUGUGUGGACGUUUGCUCCCAAGGAUGACAUGACGGGGAUGGGCGCCGCUCUUUCCAUGCCCAAUGUCAAGGUAAAAGCUCAUGGCAAGGCAGAGGAGAAAAUGUGGGAGGUGGACGGAACACCCGCCACCGCCGUCUUGGUGGGCGUCUCCAAGAUGACCCAGAAAAAUUCCGAAACGCACAAGCCCAUGCCAGAUCCCGAUUUGAUUAUCUCAGGUAUUAAUGUUGGUUACGCCAGUGGUCCCAUGGAUAUCCAUUCCGGUGCCGUCUCGAGUGUCUUGACAGCAUUGGGCAAGGACAUUCCUGCCUUUUGUAUCUUGACGAAUCUCGCACAGGACAUUGACAAACUGGAGCACUUUGAACACGCUUCUGUCUUUGUCAGCCAUUUGGUGGACGUCUUGGUGGAGCAAAUGGUGGUCUUCCCCAUUGGAGUGGGGCUCAAGAUUGGUUACCCCGCCAAGCUUCCCAAGGAUAUCCCUCAAGUCAUUCUAGCUGGGUACGGACACUACAACCCCUUCAGCUAUGGCUACUACGAAGACCCGGAUCGCAAGGGAGUCUUCCGUAUCGGACCUGCUCCUUCGGCCCAAAAGUUCCACGAAGACAGUGAUGCCCACUUGGUGGAAGCUGGCAACAUUGGUGUCUUGGCCAUUUCGAAUGACGUGAGUUUGCACAAGUUGGACGACAACGCCUACUUUGUGGACGAUAUUGCGCACGUUUUGGCAGAAACAGACAGUCGCUGGGAACGUCAUGAAAAGUCCGAGUAAGUUGAGAGGGUUUCUCUGUGAGUGGAACAGAAGUAAAUGAGGAGGUUUGCUCCUUGGGUCGAUCCAUGGUUGCGUCGGUAUCGCAGCUUGUUUUCGCGGACCACAGUGUAGCGGCGAAACGACCAAGUAGUAGUUAAAACAACAAAACAUAAUUGCAUGCAUAUUCAAGU
Messenger RNA from Seminavis robusta, 1169 nucleotides. Lineage: Eukaryota; Bacillariophyta; Bacillariophyceae; Naviculales; Naviculaceae. The record is from the annotation of a GenBank genome assembly.